Molecule: messenger RNA, 16575 nt
Organism: Pocillopora meandrina
Lineage: Eukaryota; Metazoa; Cnidaria; Anthozoa; Scleractinia; Pocilloporidae
Source: the annotation of a GenBank genome assembly
AUGGUUAAAGAAACAGUCGGGAAACCGAAAGUCAGAAUUCGAACGCUACUAUGGACGUUUGUGUGUUGUUGUCUAGUAAUCAACUCUGCUUCAGCUCAACAAUACGUAUUUCAAGUUCAAGAAGAAUUAGCGCCUGGAGCUCCUGUUGGGACCAUUAAUACUUCACCAGGAGUAACAUAUUCAUUUGAAGGAAAUCCAUCGCGGUUUACGCUUAAUUCUCAAACCGGUGCCAUUAGUACAGCAUCUCGGAUCGAUCGAGAGACAUUGAGCAAAAAUCCGAUUACUUUGCAAGUUCGUUCGUCGUCCUCGGCAACACUUAUCGACGUGCUUGUACAUGUUGGCGAUAUCAAUGACAAUUCGCCAGAGUUUUCUGCUUCAGUUUAUCUGGUUAAUUUUUGGGAAAAUGUUGUGGUUGGAACCAAGUCUUCGUUAGUAUCAGCGACUGACAAGGACGCUGGACAAAAUGCCAUCAUAGACUAUGCCAUUGUGUCCGGCAACGAAGCUGGGAAAUUCAAACUCGGUAGGAAUUAUACCGAAUGCAAUGACUCCCUGUUGUGUAUAAUCACACAAGGAAAACUUGAUCGUGAGGAUGUAGCUUUUUACGAGUUGAACAUCUCUGCAAGCGAUCGAGGAAGACCUUCGCUGCAUGCAUAUUGUUUGUUGAAUAUUACAAUUUUGGAUUUAAAUGACAACAAACCUGUGUUUACAAGUAACUUGUACAAUGCUACCUUGGAUGAAAACACUCCAGCUGGCGUAGAGAUUUUAUCUGUGACUGCAACAGACUUGGAUCAGGGCUUAAACGGUGAAAUAAUUUAUUAUUUCGUGAACGAUGUAGACAAUCUGAACAAUGAUGCAAGCAUGUUUAAAUUAAACGCCACCUCUGGAGUCAUUAGGACACUCCACCAUCUCGACUACGAACUUAAAAAGUCAUAUAUCUUCGAAGUUUUCGCCAGAGACAAACCUGAAGAAGGACAGGCGAAUGUAAACAAGACAACAGUACAUAUCUUUAUACAGGAUGUCAACGAAAACGAACCAACAAUACAAAUAUAUUAUGUGAAUGCUCAAGUUUCUGAGGCGUCUAAAAAUGGCACAGAAAUUGCAACUGUCGUUGUGCGAGAUCUUGAUAAUCCUCACCCUUCAAAUGACCAAUUUGAGGUGUCUCUUUCAAACACAAAUGGUAGUUUUGCUUUGAGCUUUGUCUUUUCUGCACCCCGCAUAGGCUCCGUGUACAAACUACAGACCAAGGGUUCUUUAGAUCGUGAAAAGUUUGCAACUUACAAUAUCACAGUGACUGCGAAAGACAAAGGAAAACCUGUUCUUUCUGCAUCUGCUCAUGUGCUGGUGUCUGUUGUUGAUGUGAAUGAUGGAGUACCAACAUUUCCCAAGUUGAAUUACCAAGCAUCAAUUAGUGAAAUUGCACAGAAUGGAAGUACAGUUUACUCCGUUCAAGCCUCAGAUUCUGAUGGAGGCUCUAAUGGUCAGAUUUCUUACUCGAUUCUGAGCGGUAAUUCUUUGAAUUGGUUUCAAAUUGACUCACUCUCAGGUCUUAUCAGCACUGCUGCGCCUCUGGAUAGAGAAGUUUCCAAGCAGAUUUCCCUGACUGUGCUUGCCAAGGACAGUGGAUCACCACCUCUUAAUAGCAGCACAGUGGUAACUGUAACAAUUAAGGAUGUGAAUGAUAACAAGCCAACUUUUUCUAGGAGUGCUUACUUUGAAAAACUAGCUGAGAAUUUAAGGCCAGGAACUGUUAUUAUGACAUUAAAUGCAACAGAUGAUGACAGUGGUGAUAAUGGGAAUGUGACAUACAAAAUUGAUUCUGCUUCUCAACAAGUACUGAAUACCUUCAGCCUUAAUCCUCUCACUGGUGUUCUUACUACCAAAGUUAGACUUGAUCGGGAGAUGAAAAGCUCCUAUACUAUUCCGGUGAAGGCUUCUGAUCAUGGAAAUCCUCCACUGUCAUCAUCAACUUUAAUACAUUUGAAUGUUGAUGAUGAUAAUGAUAAUCAUCCAGUAUUUUAUCCUGUUACUUAUGUGGAAACUGUGUUGUCUAAUGCACAGUCCACAGUUAUCACUCAGGUGAUGGCAACAGAUGCUGAUGAUGGAACAAAUGCACAGAUUAUCUAUGCCAUUGCAGCUGGGGAUAAUGGUAAUUUCUCCAUAAAUAGCUCCACAGGGGAGAUUAUAUCAUCACCACCUCUCACCAAAGGUUUUUACAAGCUGAACAUCACUGCUCAAGACUUAGGUGGUCUUUAUGCAAAAACUUCAGCCACUGUUGAGAUCACUGUGCAGGUACAAUCUGAUAACCCUCUUAAAUUUGAGCACAGCAUCUACAAUUUUUCAGUGCAUGAGAAUGUCCCUUCUGGGACGUAUGUUGGAAAAGUUAUUGCUACGACAAAAAACAACAACAACAGCAGCAUUCAGUAUGAAAUCAUUUCUGGUGAUCCGCAACACCAUUUCACUGUGGAUGGUUCUGGUGGAGUUAUUAUGGUCAAUGGACUUUUGGACAGAGAAAAGAAAGCAAACUAUGUCUUAAGUGUGAUUGCAAAAGCCUAUCUCUUGUCAGCAACCACAUCUGUGGAGAUAAGCAUUCUGGACAGAAACGACAACCAGCCAGUAUUCAAAUCUCCUAGUGCUCAAGUGACCAUUGAUGCUAACUGGUCAGUGAACAAACAAAUUUAUGUGGCAUCUGCUACUGAUGAAGAUGCUGGUCUGAAUGGAUUGGUUCGUUAUCAGUUGACUGCUGAUGGUAAUGGACUCUUCAAAGUUAAUGCAACAUCAGGGGUGAUCUCCCUGUCUAAGAAGAUAACCAACAUUGAUGAUUCUGAUUAUGUUGUGCAAGGGUUUGCAUCUGAUGAAGGAGCUCCUCCACUUCGCUCUCCCUUCAUGUUAACUGUGAAGAUUAUCACUUAUCAUCCCCCACAAUUUUUGUUGUCAUCCCUUGUGGCAGAUAUCCCCAGGGAUUUGCCUGUGGGAAAACAUUUUCUUCCUGUUAUUGCGGUUGAUCCAGAUCCUGGUGUCAAUGGAGCAUUAACUUAUGCAAUUGAUUCAACAGGCAAUGAAGAAAAACUGUUUGGAAUUUCUCCUCAUGGUGCACUCUUCGUAAAUAAGGAGCUCAGCAGAGCAAAUGGCACAUCUACCAUCUCUGUUUCUGCAACUGACAUGGGAACUCCACCUCUCAAAGCUUCCAUUACAGUGACUAUCAAUGUGAAGAGCUCAAUGCAGUAUCAAGCCAUAUUUGCUAAUGACACUUUUGAAUUUUUUAUUCUUGAAAACAAACUUCCCGGAACUACUGUUGGCCACCUACUUCUUCACGAAGAUGGUUCUUUGAAAACCAAGAAAAUAACUUUUUCUCUUGUUGAGGUUCAUGAUGAUUUUGUGGUGGACUCUGAUACAGGACGAAUCUUCACAAGAGGAAUGUUUGAUCGUGAAGAACUAGUUGCUCAAAGUGGAAAGAAUGUGUUGACUUUUCUGGUAAAGGCAGAAUACAGUGACACAUCACUCAAGCAAGAUUCUGCAGUAGUGGUUGUGACUGUUAAGGACCAGAAUGACAGUCCUCCAGAGUUUCGCCGUUCAGUGGCUUAUAUCACAGUCCAAGAGUUUUCUGGAUUAGGAGUUGUUUACAGAGUGAUAGCUUCUGACCCUGACGAAGGAGAUAAUGCUAAGUUUAAUUUCUCUAUUGUGGAUGAACCCAAAUCCGAAGUGUUUUGGAUCGACCCACUUAGUGGGAAUCUAUUCCUUAACAGCUCACUUGACAGAGAAAACAUAGAUCAUUACAGUCUAACUGUGCAGGCCACAGAUAUUGCAGAUGCCUCCUUGUUCUCUCAAAAGCAUCUUGAAGUUAUUGUUGGUGAUGCUAAUGACAACAAGCCCAACUUCACGAAGGAGUUUGUCACAGUGAAUGUUUCUGAGAGUUUGCCCGUAUCUUCUCAAAUAGCCGUUGUUCAGGCAACAGAUAGAGAUAUAGGGGUCAACUCUGAGAUUGCCUACGCCAUUGCUUCUGGGAAUUUAGAGGCUGUCUUUGAUAUCAACCACUUGACAGGGGAGGUGUUUCUUACUAAGUCUCUGAACUUUGAAAGAACCAGGAGUUACACCCUGAACAUUACGGCAGUUGAUCGUGGGAGUCCACCCCAGUCUGCAAUGUCAAAAAUUUCAGUGAAUGUCCUUGAUGACAAUGAAGCUCCUGUGUUUGUUGAUAAACUAAAUACCAUCAGAGUUCAAGAAAAUGUCAAUGCUGGGGAGCAGAUUGGACAGUGCUCAGCAACCGAUGAGGACAGUGGGGAACGUGACCGCAUAACAUUCAGCAUUGAUAGCCAAACACCUACGGAAGAAAUGGCAUUUGAGAUAGACCCGUACACCUGUGUGAUUACCACAAAACGAGAACUUGACCGUGAACACACCAGCCUCUACAAACUUGUAAUCAGGGCAAUAGAUGAUGCAAAUGCUCCGAUGCAGCUUUCUGCAACGAAAGAGAUCACUGUUGUUGUAGAGGAUGUGAAUGACAAUAAUCCCAGGUUUGUGACUGCACCAGCUGUUGUAGUGAAGGGUGAUGAAGCUCCCAAUGAUGUGAUAGCAACUCUGUCAGCCUAUGAUAAUGAUGCUGGAACAAAUGGUUUGGUGACCUACAAAAUCACGCAAGAUGUCGACAAUAUUUUCCAAGUAAAUGUCACCACAGGAAAGUUAUCCAUGAGAUCUAUGUUACCUUCAAAGAAUGUUUUCCACCUUACAGUAUCAGCAACAGAUGGUGGAUCACCAUCUCGUAGCACAGAUGCUGUAGUAACAGUGUUCAAGGAAGGAGGACCAAACAGUAACCUUGCCUUCAGCCAGGCAGUCUAUAGCACCUCUGUGUUAGAAAAUGCCAGCAAUGGGACAUCUGUGACUAAAGUCAAAGCAGUUGCCCCUGGAUCACAGAUCAAGUACUACAUCACCUCUGACUCCAGCAAUGGUUCAUUUCUCUUAAAUCCUGACAAUGGCGAAAUCACAACUGCCUUCGAGCUUGAUCGUGAGAGUUUUUCUACCUCGCUUUUUUCGCUGACUGUAUAUGCAGUUGAUUUGACGGGACAAAACCCUAAGACUGGAAAUGUCACAGUUGACAUUUAUCUGAAUGAUACUAAUGACAACAGUCCUGUAUUUGUGUCAAAUGUUUACAGAUCAAGUGUAAAGGCAUACACAUCACCGGCUGUCAGUGUUACUACUGUUUUUGCACUCGACGAAGAUGUUGGCUCAAAUGCGAAGGUUACGUAUUCCAUCGUUAGUGGUAAUGAUGGUAAUGUAUUUCAGAUAAAUGGCUUAACUGGUGUUCUAACCGCCGUUAGACUACUGAACCAGAGUUCCAAAGCUGUGUACAGGUUAACUGUGAAUGCAACAGAUGGUGGAUCACCUAAACGGUUCUCAAGCUGCAGUGUUGUAGUGACAGUCCUUCCUGCUAACAACUAUGCACCACAGUUUUCCCGUCCUUUCUAUUCAUUUAAUGUUCAGGAAGGGACGGCGGUUGGCAUAAUCUUUGGGACAGUCAGCGCCUCAGACCGUGACAGUGGAUCAAAUGGGAGAAUCAGAUACAGCUUAACAGGUAACCACAAGGAUGUGUUCUCAGUGGACCCAAUCAGUGGCAAUUUAAAGGUUGCAAAAUGGCUUGACAGAGAAGAAGUUGAAAUCUAUAUCCUGAAUAUUUCAGCUAGUGAUCAAGGUGACCCAUCUUUGUUUGCUUACACUGAAGUUUAUGUGAAUAUCCUGGACAAAAAUGACAAUGCUCCACAAUUUAAUCCAAGUUCGUAUUCUGUGAGUGUCUCAGAAGCUACUGGAAUCCACUGCAAUAUUUUGACUGUUACAGCUACUGAUGAAGAUUUUGGCUCCAAUGCACUUCUUACAUACACAAUUCUGUCAGGAAAUGAUGACCGCACCUUUUCUAUUCAUCCCAAUGGCACUAUCUAUAACCUUAGAGAAUUCGACCGUGAAAAGAAGAACUCUUACUUUCUCACCAUCCUGGCCAGAGACAAAGCAGUUCCAAUUUCGGCACAACUUUCCAGCACAGCUACCGUGACGGUGGAUAUUGGUGAUAUCAACGACAACAUCCCUUACUUUAUAUCCGGUAAUAUCAGUCAUGUGUCUGAGCAUGCUUCAACGGGUGAUGUUGUCACAACUGUUCUCGUAGUCGAUCUGGACGCUGGAAGUAAUAGCGAGGUUAGCUUCAGUCUCGCCAAUAAUGGUCUGGUUCCCUUUACUAUAGGUUCGAGUGAUGGUGUGCUGCGAGUCGCUGGAAUGUUGGAUCGCGAAAUUCAAGAGGAAUACGUAAUAAAAUUGGUUGCAACUGACAUGGGUGUUCCAGCAAAGCGCGCAGAAUUUGAGAUGACUGUGAUAGUUGAUGACUACAAUGAUCAUGCACCGGUCUUUAAGCCUAGUCCACCUGAAGUGCAAGUUUAUGAGAACAUUUCAAUAGGAAGUGAAGUUGCCCGCUUUUCAGCCACAGAUGAUGACGAAGGAAGCAAUGCAGAAGUGACGUUCAGUGUCGUGGCAGGACGUGGAGAUGGAAGCUUUGAGAUAAAUCCCAGAAAUGGGAUCCUCCGCACCAUUCGGUCCCUGGACAGAGAGACCACACCCAAUUACACAGUUGUUGUGCGAGCAUCUGAUCGAGGAGUGCCGUCCAUGUUUGCAGACCGAGAUUUGGCGAUCUUCUUGCUCGACGUCAAUGACAACACGCCCACCUUCUCUGAACCUUCUUACACGAGACAUGUUACUGAAAACCAGCUACAAAGCAAUGUAAUCAUUUUAAGGGCAGUGGACGAUGACGAAGGCAGAGACGGCAGUGUAACUUACAGUAUCGUCCAAGGUAACGAACGUGGUGUCUUUACUGUCAACAGCAACACUGGCCAAAUAGGACUCAGGGUCUCUUUGGAUAGAGAGGAGCAGGAAGAGUAUAAACUGAGAGUCCAGGCUAAAGAUGGAGGGUCUCCUUCCCUGGUAGGAGAGGCUGAACUCAUCGUAAAAGUGGAUGACGAAAAUGACAAUUCUCCCGUGUUUAGUCCCGACAAACUGAGAGCUUCAGUAAAAGAAAAUGCUCCCGCAGGUACAAGUGUGUUCCAAGUGACUGCAACGGAUGCUGAUACGGGUAUCAACGGAAAAAUUAUAUACUCUCUGUCCAAGAGUUUUGAGUGGUUUGAGAUUGACCGUGAUACUGGGGAAAUAACAACCAAACCCACCGCUCGCCUCAAUCGUGAACUUAACCCAGAGUUUGAGCUCGAAGUGCUCGCCACUGAUGGAGGGAUCGCAAGUCGAGAAGGGAAAGCGUGGUUACAUCUUACCGUUGAAGAUGAGAACGACAAUGAUCCAAUAUUUGAUUCCAAUCUGUACACAGCUACAGUAGCACCAGCAGCCCCUCCAGGUACUUUUAUCAUGAUGGUGUCUGCUACGGAUCAAGAUAUAGGCCCUAACGCGGAAACAGAGUACACGAUAACGAGUGGUUUUUCUCAGGUCUUCAAUCUCGCACCCAAGACAGGUAUUGUCUCAGUGGCUCAAAACGUUCCCCAAAGUCCUUCUUCAUAUACCUUUGGUAUAAAAGCUACUAAUGUCAACGCUCCCCAACGCUCUGCGUCUACUAAAGUCCAAAUUGAUGUGGCGACAGGAACAAUACCAGUAUUUCAACACCUGGACCAGACGAUAACAGUCUCUGAGCAUGCACCAGUGGGCACUGAAUUGGUAACUGUAAAUGCCACCGGUCACAUCAUGUAUUUUAUCGCCGCAGGGAACAUUGGAAAUGCUUUUGAAGUUGGCAAACUUGGUGGAGACGUAACCAUCAAGUCACCUUUGGAUUACGAGGAACGGAAAAACUACACUUUGAUCGUCGGUGCAAAGGCAUCUGGCAGCCAACCACUUUCAGGUUUUGUGAAAAUUCACGUAAAUGUCGCAGACGAAAAUGACAACCUCCCAGUGUUCAGUGAGAACAUUUAUCGAGCGGACAUUCGCGAGGAACUUCCAAUAAAUACAACAGUGCUGUGGGUAUCGGCCUCUGAUGCAGAUUCCUUGGCUUUUGCUAAGGUGGAAUAUAAAUUGGUCCCGGGUAACAUGCAGGCUAGUUCAGCUUUUAAAAUUUCAGCCAAGAACGGGCGUGUCUCCACUAAAAUCCAACUCGAUCGUGAAAAUAUCUCUUCAUACACUUUUAUGGUUCGCGCUGAAGACGUGGCAAACAAAUCCUUGGCAAGCGAAGCCGCUGUGGUAAUUAACGUACAAGAUAUUAAUGACAACAUUCCUGUUUUUGAAGAUCCUCUGACUGCAUCUGUUUACGAGAAUACCACUGUAGGAAGCUUGGUGGCACUGCUUAAGGCUCACGAUGCCGACACCACUCAGGUCAGCACUCGUUUGCAGUUUAGAUUCACUGCCGGUGGAAAUCCAGGCAAUACUUUUGGUCUUGAUACGUACAGUGGUAGAUUGACUCUGAGCAAGAAUUUAGAUCGGGAGAAACAAGCCCACUACACUCUACAAGUUAGAGUGAGUGACUCACAACACAUAACCAUGUCCAACUUCACUGUGACUGUUUUAGAUGUAAAUGACAACCCUCCAAGAUUCAUCUCAGAUCCUGUGACACACCAAAUCCCCGAAAAGUUUGCAGUUGGAGCACCGGCUUUGAAUGUGAGUGCAACUGAUGACGACUUAGGCACCAACGCUGAGAUUUUGUACUCGAUUCGUCCGUCACCUGCAAGCGAUGCAUUCACAAUUGACCGCCAGACGGGUGUUCUUCGCCUCUACAGAGAACUAAUAUACCACAAGCCAAGUGCUUCUGGAAAUAAUAACUUCUAUAAUUUGACAGUGAAAGCAUGGAAUCCGUAUGCGCCAUUCCACGAGAAAACAGUUAAUGUUGUGAUCGAGGUGACCGAUAUCAAUGACCAUGCUCCGGUGUUCGAGUCUUCAUCGUAUGUGUUAUUCGCCGUUGUUCGUUCAACGGCCGGCGAGACGGUUGGUCAGGUGCAAGCGGUCGAUAAUCGGGAUGACGGUGCCAAUGCGCGUGUACGUUACGAGGCAGUCAGUGGAAACGGUACAUCAUUAUUCAACAUAGAUGCAGAUAGUGGGAAUGUUACCGUGGGUGGAACGUUAAACGUCCUAGGUUUAUACCACGUAAGGGUCAGAGCUCAAGACUUAGGAAAGCCAGUUCAGGAAAGUUUUACCAACGUCUACGUGGAAGUUGUCGAAGUCAAUGCCUUCGCUCCAAAGUUUUCACCUGGCCAGACUGUUCUUUCCAUAUCGGAAACAAAGGCUGUUGGGGAUGAAGUUGUCAAAGUUGAAGCCAAAGACCAGGAUACCGGAACGAAUGGUCAAGUAUCCUAUCACAUCGACAGCAGUAAUCCGCCGGGAUUCUUUGGAAUUGGUCGUAAGAAUGGGUCAAUAUAUGUGAUAAAGACGCUGGAUUAUGAAGUUCACAAAACAUUUUUACUUUCGGUUGUGGCUUCUGACGGAGGGAAAAUUGCCCGCACAGACAAGCACACUGUUCAAAUAACAAUCUUAGACGCAAAUGAUAACCGACCAGUCUUCACACCUGAGGAAUACCACGGAUAUAUACCCGAGAAUACAGCUCCUGGGAAGCUGAUAAUUACUGUUACGGCACGAGAUCCUGAUACUGGUGACAGCGGACAGGUUGAGUACAGCAUCUUCAACACCGCAUUACUGGGCUCGUUUGAAAUAAAUUCAGGAAGCGGGGAAAUAAAGAGCAAGGUUAUCUUCGACUAUGAAGUGCAACGGCUUUACGAGUUGACCAUUAUGGCCAAAGAUCGGGGUACACCAUCAUUAAUCUCACAACCAAUGGCCAAAGUUUUCAUUCACGUCACUAGUGUUAAUGAAUUCACACCCAAGUUUAACAAGUCAUUGUUUACGGCUUCUGUGGCCGAGAACGCACCGGUUGGGCAGUCUGUGACACAGAUAUACGCCACUGACCUGGACAAAGGACCCGAUGGUGAAAUUGUGUUUCUACUGGUCGGUGAAAGUAAAGACCAGGGAUUCAAGCUCGACAGAUCAACCGGGGUUUUAAGUGUCUCAGGAGGCUUGGACAAUGAGAAAGCUGGUGUCGUCACCCUUCGUAUUCUCGUCAAGAACGCGUUACAAACGAGUGUGACACCUAAUACCAGCGAUCUGUCAACUGUAGUCGUAACUGUCACGGACGCUAAUGAUGCUCCCCGGUUUCUGCAAAUUGUGUAUAACGCCGGAUUGAGGGAAGAACAAACUGCCGGUCAACUUGUUACCAGUGUCACUGCUGUAGACGAUGAUAUAACCAAGCAGCCAACAGGGAUAACAUAUGGAAUUGUGGCUGGUAAUACUGGAAAUGCUUUUGAAAUCGAUAAAACCACUGGUGCGAUAACAACAGCAAGGAAGUUAGACAGAGAAACUAUUGCUCACUACCGUUUGACUGUAAGUGCUACAGACCAAGGGCGGCCGCCCAUGUCAGGCAACGCUACUGUCAAUGUCAAGGUUGAUGACAUCAACGAUAAUGCGCCACGCUUAUUUUCAAACUGCACGGGUAUGAUCAAGGAAAACCAACUCGCUGGUACCACAGUGGUGACACUGCAGGCUCACGAUCGAGAUAUUGCUCCAAAUCGAGGACCAUACGCUUUUGCUAUCAAUGGUGCUGACUAUGGAAAGUUCCAAGUGAGCAGUAGUAGUGGUGAGAUCACAACCACAGCUGAGCUGGACCGCGAAAAGAUUUCUUCCUACAAUUUGUCGAUCAGGAUCACGGACAGUGGCUCUCCGAAGCUCCAGGCUGUGUCACACUGUCAGAUGCUUGUCCAGGAUGUGAAUGACAAUCCACCCCAAGCAACCUCACGUGUGGUGCAUGUGAAUAGCUUUAACAGCUUUGCAUCGGGGCUAGUAGCUAACGUCCCACCUAAUGACCCGGAUGUUGACGACAAACUGACCUGCAAGAUCAUCCGGGAUGGCGAAGGAUUGUUUAGAUUCACUCCGGGAAGCUGUAUACUGAGUACAAACAAGAGAUACGACGGAAGUGCUGAACUGGACAUAAUGGUGAACGGAUCUGAUGGAAGAUCUGCUGUUGAAUACAAUGUUAAAGUGCGUUUUGUCGCCUACAACUCGUUAACCAUCAACAACAGUGUAACGGUGCGAGUGAUGAAUUCAUCUCCAGAAACUUUCCUUGCACAAUCCUAUCAGAAGUUCAUAGAUGCCAUCAACCGCAUUCUUCCAGCAGGCCAUGUCUCUCAGCUAUUCAGUGUGAAGUCAAUUGCAGGUGAUUUUGUCGAUUUGUCGAUUGCUGUGAAAAAAGCACAUGGCGGUCUGUACAUGGUACGAGAGACUCUCUCUGACCUGCUAAGCCAAAACAAACCGGAUAUAGAGAGAAAUGGUAAAGUACAAAUCCAACAGGUCGACUACACUCCCUGCACUGCUCACAGUCCAUGCCAAAAUGGCGGCGAGUGCACAAGUUACAUUCAAACUCGAGGAACAACGAGCACAUUGACCUCAGUGCCUGUGGUGUUCUUGUCUGUGGAUUAUGACUGGCGCUUUACCUGCGUGUGCAAACCGGGUUACAAAGGAGAGAGGUGUGAGAUCAGCGUGAAAGGCUGCAGCUCCAAACCAUGCAAGAAUGGAGCUACCUGCUUGGAUAGGGACCACUCGUUCGAAUGUUUGUGUCCAGCUGGAUUUAAUGGACCCACUUGCGCCAGUGACAUCAAUGAGUGUGCCAAUAAGCCGUGCAAGAACAACGGACACUGCGAAAACCUGGCUGGAAGUUACCAGUGCCAUUGUAAGCCUGGUUACUUGGGAAAGAACUGUUCGUCUGGGUACGAUUUCUGUCGAGUGUCCUCGCCUUCAAGUUGGUCCCCGCCUAAGUGCACGUGCGCCUCUGGGAAGGCUUGUCGGUGCCCCUGUAUUGGCUUUCAAUCUGUGUCGUAUUUAAAACUGCCAACCCUUAGCAGCCAACAGCAAGGAAAGUUUAAUAACAUCACUAUUGAGUUUUCUACCUCCAAGAGCGAAGGGCUGUUACUCUACAACUCGGACGGAAAGUACAGCUUGGAUUCCGAUUUCAUCGCCAUACAGAUCCUCCGUGGUAAGAUACAGAUGUCGUUUAAUCUCGGGUAUUCCAGGAGCGCAGUUGUGGUGGAAGCUGGUCAGUCUGUGGACGACGGACAAUGGCACACAGUUACAAUUAUAAGAAACAGGAAGGUAUGUGCCGGUUGCUUGAGUGCUCAAAAUAUACUUUCUCCUCACUAUACCAGUACAUUGAACCGAAGACAUGUGCUGAGAAUAACCCAAAUAAUCAACUAAGACCCCAAGACGUAUGGCUGAUGAGAUGACAAAGUCUCAGCACUAAUUUAUUGUCAAUAUGUGGCGAUCAGUCAAGAGAAAUUAUGUUUUAGUGUUGGACCUGCGAACUACCACAGUUUGCCUUUUUCAUUUCCAACAUUGUGUGCGAAACGAAUUUUACCAUUCAGAGAAAAAUCUAUACGCAGAUCACCUGAUGGUGUCAGUAUGAUAAUUAUAAAAGAACUCUUUUUAAGAAGCGCGAGAAAUUCGUGAUUCUACAGGAGACAAGGAAACACUCCUCGCGCGCUCAUUCUUCUUGUGUGUUUGCGUUGUAGUUAACAUGUUUAAACCGACAUUUGUUUAAACCCAUCUAGGAAGGUAAAGUCACUGUUGAUUCGUCCCGCACAGUGUCCGUGGUUUCCGAUGGACAACUAGAGUAAGUAUUUCUAAAGGAAACAUUUCUUAGAAAGAGAUUGUACGAGCAUGCGGUGCUUAUUGAAGAUUUAAGUUAAUCUCUGAGAAUAUAUUUGGCCACAAGCUUAGCGAAUGCUCGUCAUAAACGCAAUGGCCUGUCGGUCAGCGGUAUGGACUUCGAGUCGAGAGUUCAAGGUUCGAGAUCUGGCUUGGUCAUGGUGUUUUGUUAUUUGGGAAAACAGUUAACUAUUACAGUGCCUCCCUCCGCGCAGGAGUGUAACUGGGUACCAGCAAAAUGUUAGAGCAGCCUGACAAAAUACAGGGGGAGGGGUGGGGGUAACCUGCGGUGGAGUGGCAUCCAGGGGGAGCAUUAAUAUUCUUAGUUGCUCCUUGUUACAGAAACCAGGAUAAACUGCGGUUGGAAGGUCAUUUGGCUUAAUUGCAGACAUUUUUAUCGGAUUUUAACUAGUGAUCUUUUUGCCUCGAAGGAAACUAGACUUGAACAACUCGCCGUUGUUUCUUGGUGGUAUAAAGGACUUCGAUCAGUCCCUGGAUCACCCGGGCAAACACAUUCAGACUGAUGAUUUUCUUGGCUGUGUGCGGAAUGUGUUCAUCAACGGCAAGAAACUGGAGCCAAGUGCUGCCACGGAGUCCGGUGGCACCAUUGACAGCUGUCCACGGUUAGACCAGUGUGCUGCAAACCCAUGCGAGAAUGGGGGGACGUGUGUUGAUUAUUGGUUUGAGUACGUGUGUGAAUGUCCGAAAGGAUUUAGUGGAAGGAACUGCGAAAAAGGUUGGUGUGAUUGUUCUGGAAAAGAAUCUCUUAUUACGCAAGUAACGAAAACACAAAAAAAUGUGAAUUUUUGAGUGGUUAGUAUUUUCUUAGUUUUCGUCUCCUACGCUACCAUUUUCAGUGCCUCUCUAGGGCUAAGCCUCAUUGUAUGGUAGCGGCUUUCCUUACAUUUAUUGGAAACCCAGUUCAUCCUGGCGAUUAUUCGUGAUCGAUUUCAAUCGUUUGUUUUUCUUCUUUAUUACAGUGGUACAACCAGUGAAAUUUAGCUCGGAUAGCUUCCUAGUGCUGCAGUUUAAGGACAGUUACCGUCGCGAGCAGCAGCGAAAAGAAAAAGAAGGAAUCUCCUCUCGGAGAAGAAGAACAGUGUCCUCCAACCAGGAACAGUUUUCAUUCAGAUUCCGCACUCGGAACAUGAACAGCCUUCUCCUUCUCGCCAGUGAUUCAACCACGACUGUGUCCUCUGGCUACACUGUGUUGGAGGUAAGCUAAUUUUCUAUCGGCAAUGACUUUGAUUGAACAUUUUUUUAUUUUUCCCCAUUGAAUGAGAACUUUCUAACAACGUACCUAACUCCAAUUAGCAUAAAAGCCACCUACACCUAUGCCAUACACUGUUAUGCGCUUGUUGCCGUUUAAAUUUCUUCGUCCGUAGUUCGCAAUGAAGUUCUUUCGUACCUCUGUAGAGUUACUAAUCAGUUUUUUAACUAAUAAUAAGUUUCCUUUUUAAAGAGCUCGUUUGAAAUCACUUUUCCGGUAUCCUCCCAUGCUGGCAAUUGACUGCGUUCCCACUGUUUCGCAUAGCUUCUGGUCGUGUUUUUACAUGAAAGGCAGCAGUUUGAAGAUCGUGAGUUAUAGGUUUGCGAGUUCUUCCACGGUACUACGUUUUUUUUUUAUAAAUGGCGGCGUCCCUGCAGUAAUUUUUUUUAGCAAAGUACAGCAUUGCUUUGUUUACUUCUUGCUUGAAAACACUCAGCCCUUAUUUACGCCGAUGUUUUUUUGUUACUUUCUUGAAGAUUAAAUCUGGAAAUCUCAAGUACAGCUUCGGAAAUGGGGGUAACAUCGCAAGCUUUGAAGUCAAAUCUUCCACUGUUUCUGAUGGCGAAUGGCAUAAUGUUACUGUCCUUCAUGUUGAUAAGAGCGUGACGGUCACGCUAGACGGUAAUAUUCAUCCAAAGUCAUUCGAAAGUUCAGCACACGAUUUUCUUGGUAAGAACAUAAGAAUCUGGUUCCUUGGUGGUUACGAUUCGUCUAUGUCGGGCUUGAACUUGGCAAAUUUCUCCGGUUGCAUGGAAGAUCUAAACAUCGACGGUUUACACGUGUCGUUCUCGGGACCCAACAAGUUCGCUGCAAUUUCUUCUCAAGGCGGUUCAGUUGGCGAGGGGUGCAAUGGCGGCGGUUUCUGCUCCUCUGUCAUCUGCACAGACCCCAGUAAACCUUACUGCUUCGAAGAAUGGGAACUAGCAACCUGUAUCAGCGACGAGCAGUGUAAACCGAAUCCGUGCGGGGGGAAUGGGACCUGCCAGCCGCAGAAGGACGGUAACUACACUUGUAUGUGCAACGGAGAGAUCGGAGCUUGCACUGCAACCCCAGGUGAAAGAGGCGGAGAUGGUGAUGACAAGUCGCUAAGCACUGGAGUUAUCGCAGCUAUAGCUUUUUUUGCAGUGUUGGUAAUACUUAUCAUUGUAGCAGUGAUUUUCGCUCGUCGGUAUCGACGGCGACAAAAGGCUAACGACAAGACGGCAGCAGAGGGUUUUGACGCGGCUGUCACCGGGGCUGAAGUGGCUGCAGAUGUGCAGGAUGCUUCCCAGAGAACAUCUCCCUCGCACAGCAGCGAUGACAGCGGUGUAGUCAUUCGUAAUCCGAGUCAGAAGUCGUUGACCGAUUUGCGACCGGCUACCCUUCAGAAUGGCAAGGACAUUGUGAUACAUAACGUCGGAGCCCCUGAGGAUUAUCAGAUCAAACUUACGAGAUCCCAGGAGAAAAUCGACCCAGGAUUUUCUGAAUCCGACGGGGAAUUUAUCAUGCGCAAUGACGUGGCCUUGAAGGAGGUGCCUGCUGAUCUAGGAGAUAUCUCAAGGCUGUCACGAACCCCUAAUCAUCGAAGUACGCCAUUGGAAAAGGAGCACUUACGGUCAGCACCGACAAAUAUUCGAUCAAGGAAUCGCGAGCGGAAAAUUCCGAACCCUCACUUUAGGCAUGGCACGGACAAGCGGCAACCGCUAUCCAGAAGUAUCCUGGAUCCGAGAUUGCGCGUGCCAACCACACAGCCAACGAAAUCUUCGAGACGCUUUCGGAAAGGUUCGCUGGGUUCUUCGAGCAGCGACGAACCUGCGGACCUCUCCGAUGCCGGUCACAGGUCGGACGAUAACAACUCUGAAAGACUUGAACACUACGAUAUUGAAGUAGCGAGCCUCGGCUAUAGUGAAGUGUCUUACCAAUAUGAUCCUAAUACUUUCAAAGACCAUUCGUUGAACCGCCAAGAGCCACGGGGAUUAUCAGCAGUAGAGAUCGAGAGACUUCGAAAGCAAGCACCAUCGGGAAGCUUACUUGAUGCAGUGUCCUCAGUUAGUGACGAAGACGCCCCGACAAUCGAUAAGUUGUCGAGCGUUCUCGAAGUUCCCGACACUUCAAGUGAGAGUUCCGAUGAUACUUUUACGUGUAGCGAGUUUGAAUACGACAACGAUGAACCUAGCCGAGAUGAGAAUGAACGCGGUAGUAUGAUAUUCUCUAAGCUGGUCAAUGGAGAUGCGAAGGAGAACGAGAGUACUCCGAGGAGAAAGCCGAACGAGGGACGAGCGUCAAACCGAGGAUCGUUAAGUACUUUAAAUCUGAGUGAUGAUGAAAUUUUACCAAACGCUUUAAAUAAUAAACCAACGAAUGGCAAGAAAGACUUAUUCAACUGGGACGAUGUGUUGAACUGGGGAUUGAGGUAUCACAAUCUUCGAGGAGUGUAUAAAGACAUUGCACAACUGAAAGAUUCUACGAAUGUUGCAAAGAACAAGGACGAAGAGUACGUUUGAUAGAGAGAGAGAAGACGUUAUUUUUUAGGGAACAUUUUAUUUAUUUAUUGAAAUAAGGCUUGAAAUUAUCAAGCCAAGUGUGAGUGGAAGGUGUAUAUAGCAGUAGCGUGUUUUUAGUUGAUU